Striga hermonthica is the source of this 513-nucleotide messenger RNA. The record is from the annotation of a GenBank genome assembly. NCBI's taxonomy places the organism in Eukaryota, Viridiplantae, Streptophyta, Magnoliopsida, Lamiales, Orobanchaceae.
AUGUCGGCGAGACGGAGAGCUGUGGCGGCUCUACCGACCAUCGUUCGAGCGCUAAAGAAGGAGGUUCCGCCGAGGCACCACACGGCGCUUCCGUCGCUGAGGAGAGCUUUCUCUCUCUACGAUCAGAUCAAUCUCAUCGAUAAUGUCCCAGACGACCAGCUCCGCUUCCAAGAGUUUGACGACACAGGGUUCAAGGUAAAUGGAGUCAAGUAUGAGGGUAGCUUACUUUGUGUAGGAAAUUUGAUAAUGUCUUGGGCUCCCAAAAAAUUCGCAGAUAUCACUGAUGAAAGCUUAUCCAUUUUCAAGACAUUACACCCAGUACCAGAGAUUUUGAUUCUCGGAUGUGGAAGGUAUACACAACCCGUAAAACCUGAACUUCGUGACUUUGUUCGCUCCACGGGCAUGAAAUUAGAAGCAAUUGACUCAAGGAAUGCAGCCUCGACGUAUAACAUAUUGAAUGAAGAAGGAAGGAUAGUAGCAGCGGCUCUUAUUCCAUAUGGAGUCGAGUCUUGA